CGAAUGAUUACGGUUACAGCUAACUAAGAGGCAUUAAAAGAAGACUGAACAAAAUCUUGUCGGGGUUUCUUGUCGAUUCACGUUAUUCAGAAUCUGUUUAAUUUGAGCUAAACUAUUUCGGAUCUUAAAAAUCUUUUAGAAUACAACAAGAAAACUCAUUUUGUUUAUGUACGGAAAAAGAUUCGCUCACCAAAGAUUCUAAUGGAACUGGCUAGUUACAGGACAUUUGGUCGAAUAUCAGGUGGAUUUUUAUUAGUCACUUUAUGGUAUGAAUAGUUCUGUAUCAUCAGAUAUAUCAGAUCAACAUGGUGAAGAAAUACUCAAUUCUGGUGAAAAUAAGUUAGAUUGGCGUUUGAAAGCCUGUGAAUUGUUGGAGCAACAUAUUGAGGAAAUAAGGUUGAAUAAUACCAACUUAGUACUUGAAUCGUGUGUACUAGCAUCGUGUUUAAGAGAUCUUCUGGUGGAGGUUGAAUCACUUAAAACAUCUUCCGUUGUUAAUUCACUUGAUGAUGAGAAAAUUGUGGAAUAUUUGUUACACUAUCAAUCUGUUAUCUCAUUUGAUGAAUUAGUUGAUAAUAAUUUAUUGUCUUUUACAGAAGCCAAAUAUUCAACUAAAGAGUCUAAUAAUUUGUCACAUUGUACAAAUUCAAAGAAUUCUUCCUUAGGUAUGCAUGAAAUUCGAGUAGUUCAAGAUAAUGUGAAACAAACGUGUGAAAAUGUAUCUAGUGUUUCAAAUAUUCAUGCUAAUGAUAAUCGACCAUCUCUUUAUAAGCGUUCUUCUGCCGGACAUAUAGAUGAAGAAAAUAUUGAUUGUGACGAUCCUGAAUUAAUACGUUCUGCGUUCAGACUAUUUGCAAAGCAUAUUGGUCCAUCUUUAAAACGUGAAUAUCGUACAGCAUUCAAUGCUCCACCAACUCAAGAUUGGUUAGCUGAGCAACUAUUAUCUAGAUGGGAUGAGUUAAGUGCAUCUGAAAAGUUCACAUGGCGCAAACGUGUUAAACCCACCUAAUUAUUUGUAUAUAUCAAGGUGUUGUCGAAUAAUGACUAUUUCUGUAGUAAACUGAUUUGUAUAGUAAAAUGAAACUAUAUUAUGUAUAUAUUCUGAAUAACUUUAUUUUGAUAUGUUUUUUCAGAUAAUAAAAUUAUUCUAUUAAUCUGUAUCUCUUUACACUUCAGUUGUGAAUGUUUGCUUCUUGUCAGUUAUACUGUUGGAGUAUAAAAAAAAUUUUCCAUUUUAUAAAUUUCUACAGAGCAAUAAGGCGGAGUUUAUGUGAAAAAUAUGAUGUAUUUGCGCUAUACAUUUCGAAUAAUCUAGUCA
This is a messenger RNA of Schistosoma mattheei, 1318 nucleotides long. NCBI's taxonomy places the organism in Eukaryota, Metazoa, Platyhelminthes, Trematoda, Strigeidida, Schistosomatidae. The record is from the annotation of a GenBank genome assembly.